Molecule: messenger RNA, 522 nt
Organism: Cicer arietinum (chickpea)
Lineage: Eukaryota; Viridiplantae; Streptophyta; Magnoliopsida; Fabales; Fabaceae
Biological process (GO): protein import into mitochondrial matrix; protein insertion into mitochondrial inner membrane
Cellular component (GO): TIM23 mitochondrial import inner membrane translocase complex
Source: RefSeq, a predicted model, not a curated record
CAUAAAAUACGUACAAAUAAAAAACUAGUUCAGUUUCAGAGUUUCUCCUAACGAACGACACACAAAAUUGCAAUGGCCAGAGACAGUUGCCUCGCUCGUGUCACAGCCGGCGCUGCCGUUGGUGGCGCUGUGGGCGGUGCCGUUGGUGCUGUGUACGGAACAUAUGAGGCUAUUAGAUAUAAGGUACCUGGACUUUUGAAAAUUAGGCAUAUUGGACAAACUACACUUGGCAGUGCUGCUAUUUUUGGUCUUUUCUUGGGUGCUGGAAGUUUGAUACAUUGUGGAAAGUCAUACUAAGCAUCAAGAUUUUAUCUUCCUACUUGCAGAGUCUUGCUUGCUGCCCUUGUAAUGUAUGAGUAGAGCAGGAAUUUACUUUUUCUUUUUUUGGUUUUCUCAAUUUUGGAAAAGGUUUGAUGAUGGUAGCUGUUGGACUACUUUUUUAUGAAAUUUCUCAUUUAUUUCUCCUGGACAGUACUGAUGAAAUAUCUUUGCAAGGGCUUCUCUUUCGCUUUUGAUUCCUCA